Molecule: messenger RNA, 1004 nt
Organism: Diprion similis
Lineage: Eukaryota; Metazoa; Arthropoda; Insecta; Hymenoptera; Diprionidae
Product: retinol dehydrogenase 14
Exons: 4
Coding region: 4-1002 (332 amino acids)
Source: RefSeq, a predicted model, not a curated record
AUAAUGUUACUGGAGAUUGUUGCUUGCCCUCUUUUCUGCUGUGUGGCUAUCGGAACUAUAAUUAUUGGAGCUGUUAUACUGCUGAUUGGACUUCGUCUUUUCGCCUGUUACACGUUGGGCACUUGUAAAAGUAAAGCGAAGAUGGACGGCAAAGUGGUUAUUAUCACGGGAUGUACUUCCGGUAUUGGAAAGGAGACCGCAAGGGAUCUUGCCAAGCGAGGUGCGAAGGUCAUCAUGGCUUGCCGCAACCUCGACAGCGCCAACGUCGUUAAAGAUGAGCUGGUAAAGUCUACGGGAAACAAUAACAUCGUGGUGAGACAAUUGGACCUCUCUUCGCUGAAGUCAGUCAGGGAAUUUGCCCAGCAGAUUAACCGGGAAGAAUCGCGACUCGACGUUCUUCUUCACAAUGCUGGAACGGCGGAGACAUUCAGGAAGAAGGUCACCGAUGAUGGUCUUGAGCUGACGAUGGCCACGAACCACUACGGGCCAUUCCUCCUCACCCAUCUUCUGAUCGAUCUUCUGAAAAGAUCGGCGCCUAGCCGCAUAGUUUUGGUGGCCUCUGAGCUGUACCGAUUGUCCAGUUUGAACCUGAACAACAUGAACCCGACAUCCACGUUUCCGGCAUACUUAUACUACGUUUCGAAGUAUGCGAAUAUUGUCUUCACUCAGGAGCUUGCGCGUCGUCUUCAGGGUUCCGGAGUUACGGCCAAUUGCCUUCACCCCGGGAUGAUUGACAGCGGGAUAUGGAGAAACGUCCCAGCCCCAUUGUCCUGGGGAAUGAACCUCAUCAUCAAGGGAUUCUUCAAGACCCCUGAACAGGGUGCUCAGACCAGCAUCUACCUCGCCGUGUCGGACGAGGUCAUUGGUGUCACCGGAAAAUAUUUCAUGGAUUGUCACGAACAUGGACUGUCUCAAGGCGCACAGGAUGAGGCUAAGGGAAAAAAGCUGUGGGAACUGAGCGAAGGAUUUGUCAAAUUAGAAGCGAAUGAUCCAAAGAUAUGAAG